UCUGUCGCUACAUGAGACCUGUGGACUUAACACUGACCUGAAGAAAUGAGGAAACAGAUUUUCAGUCUGGAUGUGCUGCAGUUUUCUGUCGUCUUACUGCAGGUUCACUUCUGCUGGAGUCAGAACACACUGGUCGUUCCCUCUCAGCCAAUCAUAGCGCCCGUUGGCAGUGAUGUCACUCUGCCCUGUCAGUUGGACCCUGUUAAAGACCUCAGGGACAUGGUGGUGGAGUGGUCACGGCACGACCUGAUGCCGCGCUACAUCCACAUCCACCGUGACGGUCUGGACUUCCUCAUAGACCAGAACUCCCUGUACCUGGGCCGCACCUCUGUGUCCGAGAGCCGACUGCAGCAGGGGGACAUGUCCCUGAGUCUGACCAGAGUCAGAGUCAGUGACAGGGGCAAGUACAGAUGCUACAUCCCCCUGAUAAACGUCAAAGCAGAGGUCACUCUACUGGUCGUGUCUGUGGCCCCUCCCUCGAUGAGCCUGAUCAAAGAGCGCUCGGGGUCUCCCGUGCUGAGGUGUGAGUCCAGGGGCUGGUACCCGGAGCCGGAGCUGGAGUGGCUGGACUCAGAGGGGACGGUUCUGCUCAGGACUGAGGCUCAGAGAGGAGCGAGCGAGGAGCUGUUCAGUGUGAGCAGCAGACUGAGUGUGGAGCAGAGGCUCGGCAACACGUUCACCUGCAGAGUGAGACAACAGGAGAGCGGCCAGAGCAGAGAGGCCCAGCUCAGCAUCACAGAUGAUUUCCUGGAGCCUUGUUCCAUCAGCUCUUGGUCCUGGAUCCUCUUGUGUUUGAGUUUGGUUCUGUUUCUUGCAGCAGUUGCUGUUUUGGUCGUGUGGAAGUGUAAAACUAAAAGAAAGAAAUCUGACAGUAAAAGCAUUGAACUUGGAGCAAAAGAAGAACGAGAGAGUAUGAUGAAGAAAGGAGAGAUUUUAAAUCUACUGAAGCAGAAGACUGAGACUGAGCUGCGUUAUGUCAAUGAUGUGAUCAACAGACUGACUGUGGAAAAAGAUUUAUUAAUGAAACUCAAGGAAAAACCUCUUGAAGCGAUUCAUAAUCAGAAGAUUUUAAUAGAUGCAGAGACAAAGCGGGAGGUUCCUAAAGUGAGACUGAACAGGGAUAAAUUAAAAGAACAACAGAAACAGAGCAUUGAAAUUCUGGAGAGAGAAAAGGAGGUGUUUGAGAAAACAGUCAAAGACCUUGAUAAUCAAAUAAAGACAUUAGAGGAGGGGAUUUCAGUGUCAUUACAGAGAAAAGGACAGCUGGAGGCAGAACUUCAGCAGAUGGAAAAACAGAAAAAGCGUCAGGAAACAAAGACACAGCAGGAGACAAGAGAAGAAGAAGAAAAGGUGAAUGUUCAGGUGAACGCUCAUGAUCAGCCCCAAGGAGAUCAGGCUCAGAACAAACAGAGAAAUACAGAUCAGGACGUAGAUGAGAUAUGUGAUGGGGUGAAUUUUAUGGUUGAUUUGUAA
Periophthalmus magnuspinnatus is the source of this 1473-nucleotide messenger RNA. Its product is annotated as butyrophilin subfamily 3 member A2-like. NCBI's taxonomy places the organism in Eukaryota, Metazoa, Chordata, Actinopteri, Gobiiformes, Gobiidae. The record is from RefSeq and is a predicted model, not a curated record. The transcript has 6 exons. The coding region runs from base 46 to 1473 and encodes 475 amino acids.